AUGAACAGCUUCGGCGGUUCCCGAAAUUAUCAAUUGCUUGUCCUGCUGGCUCAACGAAUCAGUUCUUUGGUUAUCUAUUUGAUAAACCAUGUGCGGCAGGAAAGCUUACCAGUCCAGGAAUCCUUUCGGCAAGCUCUUUUGCCUAUGCAUCGGGUGCUGACGGAGUUCUUGUUUCAACACACGCACACUUUUGACCAUAGUUUCCAACUCCGAGAUCCUGGCCAAUCGUUUCAAAGCUUACCUUCUAUGCCGCAUUGCCAUUUCCAUGUACCAUCUCAACACCUAACGACCACAACCCAUUUUCCUCCAUUUCGGCAAAGUAUCACCCCACCAGAAGAUAUCACACCACCCCGCGAUACUCCACCAGCCUCCAUGCUCGGGUUUACUUCGACACCAAUCCGGUCACCAAUAAGUCGUCCCCGGCCGGAACCAUUUGCCCUCAUCAAUCAGCUGCUGAUGGCGAUGCGCACAUCCGAUAACUGUAAUUUGUCAAGCAUCACUGAACAGUACGGCAAAGAUCCUGUCUAUCGCGACCGAAUACUUCAGGAGCUAGAUGAGCUGCGAUCGUUAAUUAUGGCUCAAACGGAAUCCACGAGCAGUGCAGCGGGACAAGCGUUGCGGGCACUUCUGGAUCGGGUUGAGCAGGCGGAAACUACACUCUCGUUGCUCAUCCAUAAUUUAGAACGUUUGCAACAUGAUUGA
Messenger RNA from Anopheles maculipalpis, 702 nucleotides. RefSeq lists its product as uncharacterized. The transcript is spliced from 2 exons. The record is from RefSeq and is a predicted model, not a curated record. The coding region runs from base 1 to 702 and encodes 233 amino acids. NCBI's taxonomy places the organism in Eukaryota, Metazoa, Arthropoda, Insecta, Diptera, Culicidae.